CCACCAGAAGGAACACAGAGCUACGCUCCUCCUUAACGCCUCCAAACCCUUUACUUUCCCUUCUCUCUACAACUCUUUAAAUCUGGUUAUGAUCGCUGCAAUCGAAGGGGACCCUGAGAGCCUAAGCUCUUCUCCAGCUCUCGGCUUCCCCGACACCAGAUUCUUCCGUUACCGCAGAUUGAGGUGAUCGAUUUUCAAACUCAUUACACAGAGGGAAAAAAAAAUGCCGAACCCUUUGAAGAGUGGGAAUCGAAGAGGGAUAGAAGACAAUGGAAAGGGAGCGAGGAAAUUGAAGAACAAAGCAGAGUCUUUUCACGGGAGAACCCAUAUGACUGGGGUGGGAAUUCGCCGGCCAAAUACAGACCCUGAUCUGCUUUCUGCCGGAAAAUUGCAGGAGAUUCCGCCUGAGAUGCCGGUCAGGAUGACGAAGUUGCUGCUGAACGUGACGAUACUGAGGAGCUUGGGAGCUAUUCAAGUUGUGAUGUCGCCGGAAUCGACGGUUGGGGAUCUGAUUGCUGCUGCGGUGAAGUUGUAUGCUAAAGAGGGGCGAAGGCCCUUACUGCCCACCACGAACCCAGCCGGUUUUGAUCUCCAUUACUCGCAGUUCAGCUUAGAAAGUUUAGCUAAGGAGGAGAAGCUGAAAGAAUUGGGGUCGAGGAAUUUUUUCUUGUGUCUUACGAAACCAGCCGUAGCUCCGGUGGAGGGAUCUUCUUCCUCUGCUUCGUCGUCGUCUUCGUCUGUAGCAGCGGCGGCAUCGUCAUCUUGUUCGAACCAAGCUGAGAAGGUUUCCAAGUUUGGUAUUCCAUGGCUUAGGUUCAUGGAUUUCUCGCUUUAAUUCGUUGGGAUAGAAGGAAAGGAUGGA
This is a messenger RNA of Telopea speciosissima, 862 nucleotides long. RefSeq lists its product as uncharacterized. NCBI's taxonomy places the organism in Eukaryota, Viridiplantae, Streptophyta, Magnoliopsida, Proteales, Proteaceae. The record is from RefSeq and is a predicted model, not a curated record. Bases 224 to 835 code for a protein of 203 amino acids. The transcript is spliced from 2 exons.